GCCGAAUUGAAGAGAUCGAGCAAUGGCAGCGACCUUGGGCCGCGUCUUCCUCCCUGCGCCCCUCCGAGCCCUUGCCAGGCAUAGCGCUGCAGCGAACGCCAAGAACACGCCCGGCGGCUUCCUUAUUAGUGUCAGGUGCACAGGCAAUGGCGCUGACGGGGCGUUGCAGGCGGAGCCGGAGGUUGUGGUGCCGCGGUCAGUGCCAGUGCACAUCGCAUACGAGCUUCAGCAGGCCGGCCACCGCUACCUCGACGUCAGAACCGAGUCUGAGUUCCGUGAUGGCCAUCCCGAAAGAGCUGUAAAUAUCCCCUACAUGUUCAAGACCGGCUCAGGAAUGAUGAAAAACUCACACUUCCUUGAGCAAGUGGCAAGGAUCUUUGGGAAGGAUGAUGAUAUCAUCGUGGGAUGUCAAAGUGGCAGGAGAUCUCUCAUGGCAGCAACUGAGCUCUACUCUGCCGGUUUCACUGCUGUGACCGACAUCGCCGGUGGAUUCUCUUCGUGGAGGGAGAACGGACUGCCUAUUAAUCAGUGAUGUUAGCUCCCCAACAUUGCCUAACGAUCUGCCAAGGCUGCUCUCCUUGGGGAUACACAUUGCAAUCUUCUCGGUGGACUUUUUAAUUAAUAGUAUACAGAAUAAAAUGGAGACUGGAAAAUUGAACAGAAGGAAGGAUAGCAGAUUAGGGGUUUAUGUCUCAUUUCACUUGCUCCCUUUAGUAUC
This is a messenger RNA of Setaria italica (foxtail millet), 718 nucleotides long. Its product is annotated as thiosulfate sulfurtransferase 16, chloroplastic. Lineage: Eukaryota; Viridiplantae; Streptophyta; Magnoliopsida; Poales; Poaceae. Bases 23 to 532 code for a protein of 169 amino acids. The record is from RefSeq and is a predicted model, not a curated record. The transcript has 6 exons.